Impatiens glandulifera is the source of this 578-nucleotide messenger RNA. RefSeq names its product monothiol glutaredoxin-S2-like. Bases 67 to 375 code for a protein of 102 amino acids. The record is from RefSeq and is a predicted model, not a curated record. Lineage: Eukaryota; Viridiplantae; Streptophyta; Magnoliopsida; Ericales; Balsaminaceae. The transcript has a single exon.
CCCAAAUUCAUCACAACUCAAACCCUAAAAUUCAAAACCCUACAAUCCCAAGACUAAGAAGUAGCAAUGGAGAGAGUGACAAAGAUGGUUGCAGAGAGACCGGUGGUGAUAUUCAGCAAGAGCACAUGCUGCAUGUGCUACUCAGUCAAGACCCUCUUCUCCGAAUUCGGUGUCAAUCCGGCCAUCCACGAACUAGACGAGAUCCCAAGGGGGCGUGAGAUCGAGCAGGCCCUGACCCGUCUCGGCUGCAACCCUUCCUUCCCGGCCGUUUUCAUUGGCGGCGAACUUGUAGGCGGCGCCAACGAAGUCAUGACCCUUCACCUUAAGCGUUCCUUAAUCCCCAUGCUCAAACGCGCCGGCGCCCUAUGGCUCUGACUCUCUCUAUAUAUAAAAGAUAACAAUAAUAAUAAACACAGCUUAGAUAGACUGCCUAGGUUUUCUUAUAAUGGUGGUCUAGCUAUCUAACUGAAAAAUAUAUAUAACCGCUCUAUCAAUCCUUUUUGUUUUUUUUACUUGUUGGGAGUUCAUGUGUAACCACUUGGAGUUUUGAUAAUAAAUAGUAAUAGAGUACUUGUUCU